AUGUCCUUUGCUAACGUCACCGACAAGGUUGCUUCAGACGUUCUAGACAUUAUGGUAUUGUUGCAGGGCCAAGUACCUGUCGAUUUGAAAACUACAAACGGCGGCCAAAAUUCGAUCUUGAUAUCCAUCGGAUAA
Plenodomus lingam JN3 is the source of this 135-nucleotide messenger RNA. Lineage: Eukaryota; Fungi; Ascomycota; Dothideomycetes; Pleosporales; Leptosphaeriaceae. The record is from RefSeq and is a predicted model, not a curated record.